AUGUCGCAGCCUACCGUCUACUUCAUCACAGGCGCCAACCGCGGCAUCGGUCUGGCUAUCGUCUCCACGCUUGUCGCCCGCCCCAACGUUGUCGUCUUCGCUGGUGCUCGUGACCCGUCCCGCACCGGCGAUCUCAAUGCGCUUGCCAAAGCGCAUCCCGACCGCGUCCAUGUCAUCAAGGUCGUCUCCGCAGACAAACAGAAUAACGAAGUAGCUAUUGAGGAAGUCAAGCAAGUGGCAGGGCGCCUCGACGUCGUGAUUGCGAACGCAGGUAUCAGCGAUUCCUACGAGCCCGCUCUCGAGGUGCCGACGGAAGGCAUGAACAGGCAUUUUGAGGUCAACACGAACGGACCACUCGUCCUCUUCCAGGCGGCAUAUUCGCUCCUGCGCCGAAGUGCGACCCCAAAAUUCGUCACUGUCUCCUCCGGUCUUGGCAGCAUCGCUCUGGCCGGCGAGCUCUCGGUUAACAUGUACGCCUACGGCGCGUCUAAGGCCGCCGCGAACUGGGUGAUGCGCAAGUUGCAUCACGACUUUCCUGACAUGGUUAUAUUUCCUAUCAGUCCGGGCAUGGCCGCGACUGACAUGGCGAAGGAUGGGGUUGAGAGGGAACCAGCCAUGAUAGAGCUGCAGAAGGCCCUUCCACCUAUCACCCCUGCGGAGAGUGCGCGGGGUAUUCUCGAGCAAAUCGACGUCGCGACGAGGGACACGCACGGCGGGCAGUUCGUCGACUACAGCGGUCUGGGAAAGUGGGAGUGGUAG
Messenger RNA from Schizophyllum commune H4-8, 759 nucleotides. RefSeq names its product NAD(P)-binding protein. The transcript has 4 exons. Bases 1 to 759 code for a protein of 252 amino acids. NCBI's taxonomy places the organism in Eukaryota, Fungi, Basidiomycota, Agaricomycetes, Agaricales, Schizophyllaceae. Gene Ontology annotation, molecular function: oxidoreductase activity. The record is from RefSeq and is a predicted model, not a curated record.